UAGAGAAUUAUUGCCGUGACGAAUUGGUAGCUACCGAUGAAAGCAGUGAUAGCGAUGAAAAUGAAGACACUGUUAAUAAUCCGAAAAACGUCAAGAGUGGGAGAAAGACAUCUACAUCGCGACACAUUAACAAAGCAGAAAUAAUAAAAUUGAAGAGAUUUAAAGGGCUCAAACGUGAUAGAUUGUCAUCUUCAAGUUCUAACGAUUCAUAUGUUUCACAUCCUACAGAUACCGAUGAAGAAACUUUCAUGUUAACAAAUCUUGACUCAGAAGAGGAAAAAUUAAAUCAACCACACCGUAGUUAUGCCGUUUAUAAAGAUAAUACUGCAGUAUUUAUUGAAAGAGGCGAAAUACGCACGGGUGUUUUACAUAGAAAAUGGAAAAGUAUAACAGACAGUAGAUCACGUUUACAAAAAAACGAAGCACUUAAAUUAUUACACACAACAGGUAUCCAAAUACCUCGCCAAGGUAGUGGUAUCACCGAAAUAUUAGCUUUUCAACGAUAUUUUGAACAGAAGGGUAUAGCGUUGGUAGUGUAUGAAUUUUUAACAUUCGGGAAAGGAGGGCUGCCUAUUUUUGACGGGCGCGUGACAGUCCAGGAAGCAUUUGGAGAAAUCUUACAUUCAAUAUAUCUAUUAUAUUAUCCUGACAGUAAGCAUUACCAACCUAUAACAAAUUUAGCAGGGGCUUUAGGCAGCCGUUCUUUUUGCGAAUUAUGCAAUAAGGGUUAUGAAUCGAAUCGUGAUCAUAGAUGUUCGAAAAAAUGCCCUAGAUGUAACACUGCACCGGUGUGUGAAUAUUUGAAUAAAAUCAACUGCGCUUUAUGUAAUAGGUGGUUUUCAAGCGACCGUUGCUAUACAAAUCAUUUGAAAUUAGGUUCAGGUAAUUUACGCGGUAAGAAUAAAAAUAUGAGUGUAUGUAAUGUGUUGAAAUUAUGCUCUGUAUGUUGCCGUUAUAAACAUUAUGAUCUACCACAUAAUUGCGAUUUAAGUUAUUGCCAGAUAUGUUGCUGUGAAAGAGCGAUUAAUCAUUAUUGUUAUAUGGCGCCUCUUAAACGAAAAGACUUGCCGAAAGUUUUAUUUUUGUUCUAUGACUUUGAAACACAACAAAACGAACGCGUUAAAGGGUCACCUUCUACAAAAAUACAUGUACCUAAUUUGUGUGUGGUUCAAAAAACCUGUGAGGAAUGUGGUGAAAGGGAGUUUAUUUUUUAUGAUAAUCCCGUAGAAAACUUAAUCGAUUUGGCCUUACAAAAUUAUCCAAAAUUUUCAAAAAUAAUUUGUAUUGCGCAUAACGCUAGCAGUUUUGAUGCCCAAUUUGUUUUGAAAUGUAUGAUUGAGAAAAAAAAAAUGCGUUUACCAGAUUUAAUUUUAAACGGGACAAAAAUAAUCGUAAUGAGGGUAGCCAAAACCGUUUUUUUAGACAGUCUCAAUUACCUACAUAUGCCUUUACGUGAAUUACCGAAAGCUUUUGGUUUUGAAGACGAAGCCUCAAAAGGAUACUUUCCUUAUUUAUUUAACACGCCUAAGAAUAAAAAUUAUGUUGGUCGCAUGCCCCCUGCAAAAUAUUUUUCGCCCGAAACUAUGUUUUCAAAAACUUACGAAAAAUUUACAUUAUGGUAUAAUGCAAAAGUUUGUGAAAAAUAUGUUUUUAAUCUUAAAAAUGAAAUGGAACAUUAUUGUAAGAGCGAUGUCACUAUUCUUAGAAGAGCUUGUAUGUUAUUUCGAGAAAUGUUUAUACAAUGCGGAAAUGUUUGUCCCUUUUCUAAAUGCACCACAAUAGCUGCUGCGUGUUCAAAAAUUUCUCGACGUAAGUUUUUGAAACCUACCACAAUAGGUAUUUUACCAAUCAACGGAACCUACAGGUGGUCUGCUAACCAGUCACAUAAAGCAAUUAAAUGGUUAAUUUUAAAAGAGCGCGAAUACGGGUGGAAAAUUAUACACGCAGGAUAUGGUAAAGAAUUCCGUUUACCAUCAGGUAUACCUGUUGACGGUUACUUUAAAAAUCUUAGAACGGGUCAAGAAAACGUGUUACAAUUCCAUGGUUGUUAUUGGCAUGGGUGUCCAAAAUGUUACAGAAUAAAUCGUGAUAAAAAACUUAAUGCCAGCGAUAACUUUGAGAGUAUGGAUACGAGGUACGAUAGUACAAUAGCAACAUCAGAAAAAAUCCGAGGCUUAGGUUAUAAUUUGAUAGAAGAAUGGGAGUGUGACUUUGACGUUUUUUUAGCGAGUGUACCUGAGACUGCUAUGGAACUGAGAGAGCAUCCACUUCUUAGUAUAGAGCCUUUGAAACCACGCGAUGCUUUUUUUGGUGGCCGUACAGAAAGUUUUGUGAAUUUGUACGACGUUAAAGAUAAUGAAAAAAUUAAAUAUGUCGACGUUUCCUCGCUCUACCCAUAUAUUUGCAAAACAGGCAAGUUUCCGGUUGGCCAUCCCGAAAUUUAUAUUGGUGAAGACUGUUAUAAAAUAGUAGGUGAACAUAAUAAUUUGGCUGGUAUAGAGGGGCUUAUAAAAUGUACCGUUUUACCACCGCGAAAACUUUAUCACCCCGUACUGCCUUGCAAAAUCCAUAAUAGGCUUCUUUUUGCGCUGUGUCGAACUUGCGCUCAAGAAUUGAGACAAACCGGUUGUAAUCAUAAAACGAAGGAUAGAAAAUUUACAGGUACGUGGGUUGUAGACGAGGUCAAAAAAGCUGUUUCAAAAGGUUAUAUUGUUCUUAAGAUUUAUGAAAUAUGGCAGUAUGAUAUAAUGCAGUAUAAUAAAGACAAAGAGUGUGAUGGGUUAUUUACAGAAGAUAUCAAUACUUUUUUAAAAAUUAAAACAGAGGCUAGCGGUUUUCCGAAAGAUUGUGUAACUGAGGAGGAUAAAAAUAAAUAUAUUGAAGAUUACGAGCGCGCUGAAGGAAUAUGUUUAGAUAAAGAUAAAAUUAAAUGUAAUUCGGGACUACGUUCUGUAGCGAAGCUCAGUUUAAACUCUUUAUGGGGAAAAUUCGGGCAGCGUGAAAAUUUAAUGCAAACUGAAAUUGUUACAACUAGAAACCGCUUAAUGGAGUUAUUAACAGAUACUCAGAUAUAA
Messenger RNA from Cotesia glomerata, 3074 nucleotides. RefSeq lists its product as uncharacterized. Gene Ontology annotation, biological process: DNA replication. The record is from RefSeq and is a predicted model, not a curated record. Bases 249 to 3074 code for a protein of 941 amino acids. Lineage: Eukaryota; Metazoa; Arthropoda; Insecta; Hymenoptera; Braconidae. Gene Ontology annotation, molecular function: DNA-directed DNA polymerase activity; nucleotide binding; DNA binding. The transcript is spliced from 2 exons.